CACCCUUCUCACCCCGUCCUGUAUUUUUUGAUGGCCUCUCGUCUAUCUCCGUAGAUCUCUUCGUUCGUUGGUACCAUUCAUGCCUGAAAGAUCAACCCCAUCAGGGGGCUUCCUUGCAUCUCGCCGAUAGUAGCGCGCCGUGAUCGAAGCUUUGUUGUGCUUGCGCACGAAAGCCUCUCUUUCUGUCUCUCCAUGACCCUCUAGCCAUCUUCUUCUUCUUCAUACUUACAUACAUGUUAAGGGUAUACACUAGGCGCCGCCACGCAUCCUCUUCUUUUCCGUUUGCCCAGCGUGUUUUUGUUGUUGUCCAUGGGCCGCAAUCAACAUCUUCUUAUUAAUCGCUAAUCUGCCUUGUCUCGCCCGUCACUGGUACCUAUAUGGACUCGUUUCCAGCUUUCGACACAUCUGGAUAACCGGCGGCCUGUGCUUUUGCUGUUUGGGCAACAGCCCUACGACUUUUCUUGUUUCUGUUUGCCGACAAAUUCCAACAUCCCUCCUGCAAACGCUUUCUCUAUUGUGUCGCCCACUGCCAUAAUAAUCUAUUAAUUGAAUGUCUGAUGAUAUUUCACGGUCCAUCACUUGGACGGCGGUAACUUGAUUCUUGCAGCUUAUCUUUAAUCGCAGCGGACAUUCCCCACAGUCCUUUCAGACAAGAGUGCAAGAUAAAACAACAAGUCAGCCACUGGCCAUAUUUGCAUUCGUCAAAUCCCUCAGUAUUGUGCAAAACGGCCAUGCCAGCAAGAUGGGGUUGCUGAAUUUUAUUUCCAAAAAGUCUUCUCACUCGGAAUUGCCUAAGCAUGGCUCGCUCAAGACACGCGCCUACAAUGAGACGGUGGCGUCGCGGCCGCCAAUCCGCGGCACAUACCCUGUACUCGGCAAUGGAGCGAAGAUUUUAGAGGAGUUCCAAAGGUCUCACCCCAAUCUUGCGACUAUCUCUCGCAACAACACACCGAUACCAGCUACAUUGGCCCCAGGUCCUCGUUAUCGCGGCCCCGGUGUGGACCGGCCGAGGACCGCACCGUCAAGUCAAAUCGGUAACACAUCAAACACUUUGAGCUCACAAUCACAGCCUCUGAAGAAGAAGAAAUAUGGCCCUUACAAGUUACCCUCAAAAUUAGUGACCGAUAUUCGGGAUCCGUCAGCGCUAGAGAGACCCGCAGCAUCGCCAGGCUUGGUUUCACUCUAUUCGGACUCCGUCAAAAGCAGUGAAGCUGGAAAAUCCAAGGGCUAUGUUGAUCUCCUCGACGCCCAGUCUAUGUUCAAGCCCUCCGAUUUCUACAGCAGAGUUCAGGCCGCGGGCGCAAAGAACUACGGCGAGGAUGUGGCAGACCGUAAUAGGGAACUAAUAAGCACUAAUUUAGAUACAAGGGGUUCGGACACGAUGCAAAGCCAUGCAGCUGGAUAUGGAUAUCCUUUAGUCUCCCAAGAUGUCGAUGGUGACGACUCUCAUGAUGAACCCCCAAGGCCUCGAAAAGUCCGAAAUUCGACAAGUUCGAGUCGUAGACCCAAAAGCAUUGGCCCUCACACACCUGGCUCCUUCCCGCAACGGACAUCAUCACGCCUCCCACCACAACAUGCGGAUGAGGCUCCCAAGGUUCUGACCCGGACCGAGUCAGCCAGAUCAGAAAGAGCAGCGAGACGUAAAUCUAUGCCUUCUUAUUUGGCUUCCACACCUGCUGAGGCGCCGCGAAGCUCAUCGGCUGUGAGAAAAAAUAAAGUCAACGACCCCAAUCCCUUUCCCAAUUCUCUUAGAAGCCACGCUCGGUCCAGUACAACGUAUGAGCGGGAGCAUGCAAAGCCGAAUAUAUCUUCCAAAAGACAAUCUCUAGCACCCUCGCGCGAUGGGCAUUCCUCAUUCCAACCAUCGAAUGACCUUGAUAAGCCUUUACCGGCUCUGCCCACAUCAAGAAACCAUUCCAGACGGAGAACCACAGCACACAACAACACCGUGGUAGAAUCACGGUUGCUGGAGAAGAGACAAAGCCUUCGGGGAGCUACCUCAGCCAGUCGCGGAGAGAUCUACGAGGAUACCUACCAACAGAAAAAAUCAUUACAGGCCACCCGACCCGCUAGCGGCCGAAAUUCAUCUAGGCGUCAACUGGGAAGUACCACCGAUCUUCAGGACUUUUCCUAUAGCUCGCCAGCACAGCAACCUGACCACGAAUCACAAAUAAUAACCCCUUCUACCAACCACGUAGACAUCCAUAACCACAAAAGCCGAUCAAAUCACGCCCGAAAUCAAAGUAUCAUUUCCAUAUCCAAUAAGGGCAUCCCUGUAGCUCACGAGGCUGGAAACAUCGUUCCGGAGCGUUCCAGUAGCCUUCGUCAUUGGUCUCUGACAUCCGAAACCGCUUUUUCAACUCUUAGCUCGAAUCCUUUCCGGCCCCAAUCAGGGCAUACCACCAACACUUCAGUUGACUUCUCACCACUAAUUCCCCAAGCACACUUAAACGAGUCGAUACCCCCAAUCCCUGACGUUUCAUUUCUAAAGUCCCUGCAGUCUAUACCUGACAAUACAUCCACCAUACUGUCGCCAUGUCGCUCUCUUCCCAACCCUUACAAGCGUCAAUCGAGUGAGUUCUUUUUGGAUGAGCACGCUUCAGAUGUUGGAAGUUCGCUAGGUACAUCGAGGGGCUCAUAUGAGAGAGAUCUCCUAUUUUCACCUACAGAAUACGGCGUCUCCGGCGAUCAAUCAUCUGGUCUUCCUGGUUUAUUCGAUGUUGCUGUGCCCGCCUCACCUGUGGGACUGUCAAUAAAUCAAACUUGGGAAGGUGAGGCACAAAGGGUACCCCGGCAGUUUCAGAUGCCAGCUUACAUUGAAUCUGACUCAAACGAUUUUGUCGAGAAUCAAUACCCAGAAUAUUCCUCUGAAGAAGAAAUAAAUUUUGACAUCCCGAAGAGCCGGGCGAGUUCGGCGCUACGGUAUACCCCAGCUACAGAAAAACUGCCUACCAAGACACUGCCUCUUGAGGAAGAAGACGAGUCGGACCACUAAUUCAAGGUGCAAGAUAGGCUACACCAGUCAUCAACUUUUAAAGUUGCUUAGGCCUGCAAUAUGAUCAUUUUGAUCUGGAUAUGAUAGCGACAGUGUUUUAUACUUCGGAUGGGAUGGAGAGUCAAAUGAUUGCAGCCUAGGAUUCUUUGCAAUAAUGAUGUCUUGAUUUGGGAAAUUUGUACCUAACUCAUUUGUGUAUGUUGAUAUUACAUGGUUGUAUGGCGUCAGGUAGCGUAGAGUUUGGGUAGACACCCUAUCGGACUUCGGAUUAAAGAGAUUUAUGCCGACCAAUAGUCAGGCAAUGAAAUACAUUUUACUUUCUAUCUUUCGA
Molecule: messenger RNA, 3326 nt
Organism: Xylaria bambusicola
Lineage: Eukaryota; Fungi; Ascomycota; Sordariomycetes; Xylariales; Xylariaceae
Exons: 3
Coding region: 743-2995 (750 amino acids)
Source: RefSeq, a predicted model, not a curated record